Pipistrellus kuhlii (Kuhl's pipistrelle) is the source of this 1278-nucleotide messenger RNA. It is a transcript of the gene LRRC19, whose product is annotated as leucine rich repeat containing 19. Gene Ontology annotation, molecular function: signaling receptor activity; protein binding. Gene Ontology annotation, biological process: interleukin-8 production; positive regulation of non-canonical NF-kappaB signal transduction. The transcript is spliced from 6 exons. The record is from RefSeq and is a predicted model, not a curated record. Gene Ontology annotation, cellular component: plasma membrane. NCBI's taxonomy places the organism in Eukaryota, Metazoa, Chordata, Mammalia, Chiroptera, Vespertilionidae. Bases 166 to 1278 code for a protein of 370 amino acids.
AACAAAGUGAAGUGCAAUCAUAUGACAUAGCUUUCUUUUUAAUAGUAAAGAAACAGAAUAGAUUCCUUAGCACACCAAUCUCAGAGACAAAAAAAACAGUAAAGAAAAAAAACAGCACUCUCCCUUACCCACAUCUGGAACCUGCCAGAGACAACAGCCUGCAGUAUGAAAGCCGCACGCAUUCCGAUCUUGUUCUGGCCCUUCUUCAUGCUAGUAUUAUCAGAUGAAAGCCAGACUUUUAAAACAGAAGUCAAACGCAAUUUCACUAAACAGAAUUAUUAUUUGAUUCCAGCGGAUAUCAAUAAAGAGGUUACUAUACUUGAUCUCAGUUAUAACCAAAUUACUCUGAAUAUUACAGACACAAGUAUUCUACAGAUGUAUUAUUUACUCACUGAGCUCUACUUGAUUGAAAACAGUGUCACCAUCUUAUAUAAUAAUAGUUUUGGUAACCUCUCCAACCUACAAAUUUUAAAUAUUUGUCAAAACUCUAUCCACACAAUUCAACAGGGUGCAUUUACAGGCUUAACUACACUAAAACAGUUAUAUCUAUGCCAGAACAAAAUACUACAACUGAGUCCUGACAUAUUUGUGCCUCUUAAAAACCUGAAACUUCUGAAUCUGCAAGGCAAUUUGAUAAGCUAUUUUGAUGUACCACAACUGCUUCAUCUGGAAUUAAUCGUUUUACAUGGAAAUCCAUGGAACUGCUCCUGUAAUUUACUGAAUUUGCAGAAUUGGCUAAACACAUCCAAUGUAAAAUUAGAAAAUGAGAACAUCACCAUGUGCAGCUACCCAGAUAAACUGAAAUGCUACAGCAUCAAAACAGUACCUUACAAAGCUGAAUGCUACUCAAAACUUCCUUCACCUAUAACUGAAGACCUUCAGAUUAAUUUUCAGUCUAUUAGCAACUCAACAUUUAAUAGCUCUUUGAACAACUUAACAAGAAAUUCAGAACGUGGACCUCUUGGAAAAAGCUGGGCUUUUCUUGUUGGUGUUGUAAUGACUGUACUGGUGACUUCUCUCCUCAUUUUUAUUGCUAUCAAAUUGCCAAUAUGGUAUAAUUCUCUGAUCAGUUAUAAACAUCAUCACCUGGAAGAACAUGAAGUAGAAACCUAUGAAGAUGGUUUUACCCAAAAUCCAAGUUCUCUUUCACAGAUACCAGAUACAAACUCUGAAGACACUACAGUAAUAUUUGAACAACUACAUUCAUUUGUAGUGGAUGAUGAUGGGUUUAUUGAAGAUAAAUACAUAGAUACUCAUGAAUUAUGUAAAGAAAAUUAA